UGUUGCCGUUGCCCGCCUGUGCCCGUGCUAGUUGGAAGCGCCUUGUCUAGAGACUCAUCCUUCUAUGGCCUCCGUUAUGCCGACUUUCAUGAAAACACGCCCGUGGCUUUACUCUAAAAUUACCGUGUACGUAUACUUUCACAUAUAAAGUUACCGUCCGGAAAUCUGCCUCGUGCCCUCUUUAUCGCUCCACUCGCUCUUUGCUCCCACAAUAUCUUUUUUUCCUUCAGCGCGAUACCUCCCUCCUACCUAACAAUGCCUGUUGAGAGAUCGCGGGGCUCAAUGAAGCGCGAGUAUUCAGAUGGUAUGUUUAGCACUUCAUCCUAUGUUCCUGCAUCUCCUCAGAGCAUUGCCUUUGCACCGAACCUAACGCCCAUAACUUUCAACGAUCCUCCUAUUGCCCUUGAAACUACCUUUGAACCUGUGCUCUUUCCCACUCCUACUGGAGAAUGUUCGUCCCGCCGGCCCACGCAUAGCAAAAAGCGGCCCGACGAUCAUAUCCCCCGUCCCCCUAAUGCAUUCAUCCUCUUCCGCUCAUCCUUCAUCAAAAGCCAGCACGUAUCUACAGGAGUGGAAACUAACCACAGCACACUUUCAAAGAUAAUCGGUCUUACGUGGCAGAAUAUGCCCCAUGACGAGCGCCAGAUUUGGCACGCAAAGGCAAAGAAGGCAUUGGAGGAUCAUAGGCGGAAGUGGCCGCAGUAUGCUUUCCGCCCUUCUCAUGCAAAAGCCAAGGGUGGAACUGAGAAGCGGAAAGUUCGGGAAGUGGAGCCGAAGGACAUGAAACGCUGCGCGAAAAUUGCCGAACUCCUUGUAGAGGGAAAGAAGGGCCAGGAGCUUGAAGACGCAAUUCAGGAAUUCGAUCGCACGCACGUCCCUGAGGUUGUUACCCGCUUCGAGGCUCCCAUCACUGCUCGAGCAUAUCGCCGAUCUUCAUCCGCUCCUAUUGACUAUCCGGAAACGAAGAAGUCAUUCAUUUUAUCCUCACCAGCGUCUCGUCGUAUACGUGCUACGAGUAGCCACCCGUCCCUCUCGUCGACUUGGAAAUCUCAGUGCGAGGAUCUUCCACUGAGGUCUGAUAGUCUAGCGUCAGAGGACUGCCUCGAUUUCUCGACAUCGUCUUCAUUUAUUUCAUCAAGUUAUUCGUUCCCUGCCAAACCUCAACCAUCGAUGGAAUUCGACCCUUUUAUGUUCGACGUAGCGUUCGGCAAUUCGAUAGCGUCCGCGGGUCCAACUUUCCCAGAUUUCUCUCCUUCACCAUGCGAGACACGGGUUCAAACACCUUCAUUAGUUAUCGAUACCUCACUGUGCAGCGGCGACUGGUCGCAAGCUUCAUCACCAUACUGCAACUCUCCUGUCACGCCCCAAAUUCCCCUCGACCCUUCAGCUUUCGAUACUCUAUGUGCGGAAGGCAACGAUCUGUUCACAUCUAGUUCGUUUUCCUUCAACGACUCAUAUUCCCUGCCUUGCAACGGGGGAUAUUCAGACAGCUUCAGCGCAUUCGGUCCCCCCGAAAAUUUCGACGCAUCCUCGUUCCCGCAUCAAGAUUUCUUCUCGAAAGACCAAUUUUCGUUGUUCGAACCAGGAAAAUUGGAGCUUGCCAGCGUGGAUAUGGAAUUUUCCGCUUUCAUGUCAUCAAUGUCCGCCUUCUGACCACGAGUGUACUAUUUUUCCUUUGCGAACGCGGUUUCCCACUAAGUAUCUAACCGAUGUAUUUUUACUUGCAAAUACGGAACUCUCCAGUGUAACAACUUAUCAACUCUUCUCACCUCAUUGCGAUACAUAUUUCCGUCAUACCCACUUGGCUGUGUAUAGUUAUACCUAUCUACAUGUACUUAGAACGAUUUCUCCAUUUGCCAGCGCAAUGGAAGAGAAUUUUCAUAGAUUUCUGCGAUUAUCUUACCUUGGACAUGAUCAUGAGGACCUCAAGAAUGACGGCAUUCAUGCACACUUGGGGAAGGAGCGACUAUAUC
Molecule: messenger RNA, 1973 nt
Organism: Suillus paluster
Lineage: Eukaryota; Fungi; Basidiomycota; Agaricomycetes; Boletales; Suillaceae
Exons: 3
Coding region: 256-1653 (465 amino acids)
Biological process (GO): regulation of transcription by RNA polymerase II
Cellular component (GO): nucleus
Molecular function (GO): DNA-binding transcription factor activity, RNA polymerase II-specific; RNA polymerase II cis-regulatory region sequence-specific DNA binding
Source: RefSeq, a predicted model, not a curated record